UUAGGGGGGGGAAGGACACUCCGCUGGCCGGAUGGUUCCCCGAUACGCAAGACCCGUUCGCCGUGUUUUCUCUCGCCGGACAUUUUCUUUCCACCGGAGCCUCGCUAUUUCCGCUGAAACGGGAAUUGGCUAUCUUGUCUGGCGCGCAGGACUGACUGUAAACAAACAACAGGCUCACAUCCUGACCCGCUUGACUGAACCGAGACGGUUCAAGUGCCGAACUCUUUAGGACACAGGCAGACCAGGAGCAAGCGAGCCAUGCCUGUGUUCAGCGGUUUGUUGAAGGUGCGUGUGUGUGAGGCGGUGGACUUAAAGCCCACCCCCUGGGCUCUGCGUCAUGCCGUGGGGAAGAGUGGCUCCUUCCUGCUGGAUCCCUACCUGGCUCUGAAUCUGGACCAGACUAGGCUAGGCCAGACAGCCACUAGGACUAAGACCAACAGCCCUGCCUGGCACCAGGAGUUCUGCACCGAGGUUCGUGAGGGGAGGAGCCUGGAGUUGUCGGUCUUCCACGAUGCACCAAUAGGUUAUGACGACUUUGUGGCCAAUUGCACCAUCCAGCUGGAGGAUCUGCUGCAAAACGGAACCCGGCACUAUGAAGACUGGGUAAUGUUGGCGGAGCUGAAGGGGACAGAGGAGGUGUACGCCGUCAAGGUGCUGAAGAAGGACGUGAUCCUGCAGGAUGAUGAUGUGGACUGCACCCUGACCGAGAAACGCAUCCUGGCCCUGGCCCGCAGACACCCCUACCUCACUCAGCUCUACUGCUGCUUCCAGACACGGGACCGUUUGUUCUUUGUGAUGGAGUAUGUGAACGGAGGAGACCUGAUGUUCCAGAUUCAGCGCUCCAGGAAGUUCGAUGAACCCCGCUCUCGCUUUUAUGCUGCCGAGGUCACCUCCGCCCUCAUGUUCCUUCACCGCAACGGCGUGAUUUACAGGGAUCUAAAGCUUGAUAACAUCCUGUUGGAUGCAGAAGGCCAUUGUAAACUGGCAGACUUUGGUAUGUGCAAAGAAGGCAUCAUCAAUGGCGUCACCACCACCACCUUCUGCGGCACACCCGACUACAUCGCCCCCGAGAUCCUCCAGGAGCUGGAGUACGGCGCAUCGGUGGACUGGUGGGCCCUGGGGGUGCUGAUGUACGAGAUGAUGGCUGGACAGCCUCCCUUUGAAGCGGACAACGAGGAUGACCUUUUUGAGUCCAUCCUGCAUGACGACGUCCUCUACCCCGUCUGGCUCAGCAAAGAGGCCGUUUCCAUCCUUCGAGCUUUCAUGACGAAGAACCCGGCCAAACGUCUGGGCUGUGUAGUGAGCCAGGGCUGCGAAGAGGCCAUCAAAACCCACCCUUUCUUCAGAGAGAUAGACUGGGUGCUACUGGAGCAGAGGAGAGUCAAACCACCCUUCAAACCACGUAUUAAGACCAAAAGAGAUGUGAAUAACUUCGACCAGGACUUCACUAAGGAGGACCCUGUGUUGACACCCACAGACGAGGCCAUCGUACGACAGAUCAACCAGGAGGAGUUCAAAGACUUCUCCUACUGCGCCCCCGAGGAGACACUGACCUAACACUUCACACCGUGCACGCACGCACGCACACACACACACACACACACACACACACACACACACACACACACACACACACACACACACACACACGACAACCUAUUAUGAUUCAUACCCGCAGGCAUGCACUGGCAAACACACACACACAGAUACACACACACACGUUAUAUAGCACAGACACACAAAACACAGAUCCCUUCACAAAUACACACGCUGCACACACAACACGGUCACUCCUUUACUUUGAAGCUAUUGGUUGUUGUUACUUUAAUAUUAUUUACUGCAUUGUGUUGUUCUUGUUGCCUGGCUUUAUAAUGAAUAUGACUAUGAAUAUGAAUACACAUAUAUGUAUACACACACACACACACA
This is a messenger RNA of Lampris incognitus (smalleye Pacific opah), 1926 nucleotides long. RefSeq names its product protein kinase C, epsilon a (gene prkcea). Gene Ontology annotation, molecular function: diacylglycerol-dependent serine/threonine kinase activity; ATP binding. The record is from RefSeq and is a predicted model, not a curated record. Lineage: Eukaryota; Metazoa; Chordata; Actinopteri; Lampriformes; Lampridae. Gene Ontology annotation, biological process: protein phosphorylation. The coding region runs from base 259 to 1557 and encodes 432 amino acids. The transcript has 8 exons.